This is a messenger RNA of Aaosphaeria arxii CBS 175.79, 1298 nucleotides long. RefSeq lists its product as uncharacterized. Lineage: Eukaryota; Fungi; Ascomycota; Dothideomycetes; Pleosporales. The coding region runs from base 216 to 1280 and encodes 354 amino acids. The record is from RefSeq and is a predicted model, not a curated record. The transcript has a single exon.
UACUACUGCAAUACCCCCCCAGUCAGUACACUAAUGCGGAAGAACAACCUCGGUGCAAACCAGGGUCCCCGCGGUCACAUCCUCUAAAAAGUGCUCCACAUCUUGCAACAGUUGACAGUUCCUAGAAACAUUACACACAUCAUUAACACAACACCGCGCAGCACGCAGCAUACCGCAGCACAAGUAGCGAUUGGAUACUCUGGUAGCAAUUGAUCAUGGCAGCAACAACGAACCCCCUCCACGGAACAUACCAGCCCACUGGCUUCUCUGUCUCUUCCGAAACCUUCACAAUUGCCGGCAUUCUCACAACUGUCCAUGGACUCUCCGAACUACCUCCUUCGACCAAAUCAGUCGCCUGCUUAUGGCUGCUACAUCCACGCCUCCAGACGAAAGAAACCAUGGCACCAAUCGCCGCCCAAGUAGUCACAGCCUGGAACAAACGAAUAACCGAGGGACGGGCUGGGAGACAUCCUACAGGCUUGAUAUGUGCUUCUUUCGAUCAGCGUAACCAUGGUUCGCGGCUUGUGGACAAACUGCAUAACGAAGCAUGGAGGCAAGGCAACCCUCGACAUGCGCAAGAUAUGUUCUCUUGCUUCCAGGGCACCGCGGCAGAUACCUCGCAGCUCCUUACCCAUAUCGAGUCCUACAUAUUCACUGCACCAGGUGGUCCAAAGAUCACACAGAAUCUUGUGUUAGGGAUCAGUUUAGGCGGACACGCGGCAUGGCAAUGCGUGCUCUCGGAUCCCCGCAUCACAUCUGCUGUUGUUGGUAUCGGCUGUCCAGAUUACACUCGCCUCAUGACGGACCGCGCACGCCUAUCCAAACGUACCACAUAUGUAGCCUCCGCUACACCUGGUUCGUCAUUCUUAGGUUCUGUCGAUUUCCCCCACGCUCUUCAAGAAGCUAUAGCGAAAUACGACCCAGCAGGUCUGCUUCUCCCCUCCUCGUUCAACCCCGCCGUCCCCGAUGCCCUGGAUCCACAGCCCGACAAGGCCAAAUUGGACAGGUGCAAGAUCGUCCUUCGAGAACGCCUGCACGGAAAGCGUAUCUUAAACCUUAGCGGUAAGGUUGAUAAGUUGGUGCCUUACGCUGCAGGGCUACCUUUCUUGAACGUGUUCAAACAGGUACUGCGCGAGGAACCGAGCUUGAACAUUCAAUUUGAAGAUGUCCUUUUUGACGGAGUUGGACACGCAUUCCCCGCCGCUAUGGCAGACAAGGCCACGGAGUGGAUAUGCGAUCUCUUAUCUCAGGACGACGACACAGUCACAAGCAAAAUAUAAGUAUCGAAUUCAAUUGAU